CAAGUCCCAGGACUGUCAUUCUUCAUACCGUCGGUGGUUGUCGCUGAAAAUGGAUGUGGCAAUUCUUGCAUCGUGUGUUGUGGCAUUCUUAUUAUAUCUGAACACGUUGGAUGCAGAUUUUGCAUACGAUGAUAGCCGAGCUGUUCAGAAAAACCAGGACCUUGAACCAAAAACACCACUGAUAAACAUUUUCUACGAUGACUUUUGGGGAACACCUCUCACACAUUCUGGCUCUCAUAAAUCAUAUAGACCUCUCUGUGUGCUCUCAUUUCGUCUCAACUAUUAUUUUGGAGAACUCAACCCUUGGGGCUAUCAUCUUGGAAAUGUCAUCUUACAUACUAUAGUGACAGCCAUAUUUACAAAAUUGUCGAGACUGUUUUUAAAGCAAACAUUUCCAACUUUAGUGUCAGGGUUGAUUUUUGCGUCACAUCCUGUCCAUACGGAAGCUGUAGCGGGUGUUGUUGGGCGAGCCGAUGUUGGGGCCUGUCUCUUUUUCAUCCUAGCGCUGAUCUGCUAUAUGGAAUAUGUCAAAUUACGAGAAAGGAUACACGAUCCUGGUGGUAAAAGUUCACUGAGAUUUGCGUACUUCUUGGGAACAUCUGCGUUAACUACGGCAAGCAUGUUGACCAAGGAGCAAGGUGUGACGGUACUUGGUGUUUGUGCAGCGUAUGACUUGUUUGUACACAACAAGAUGAAACUCUCAGAAAUCAUACAGUUUUAUAAAAAGCCAUCAAGCAAAAGAGCAAUGGAAGGUGUAUUUCUGCUGGGUUUGCUGGGAGUAGGGCUUGUCGCAUUUAGAGUUUACUUCAUGGGAAACAAGCCACCGGAGUUUGCACCGUCGGACAACCCGGCAUCAGAUUCGGACAGCUUUCUGACAAGGACUUUAACUUACCUUCUACUUCCUGUGUUGAAUAUUUGGCUGUUCCUUUGUCCGAGAGUACUCAGUUUUGAUUGGUCGAUGUCGGCCAUUCCUCUUGUAGAAAGCUUGUCAGAUUAUAGAAAUGUAUUUACCAUAGUGUUCUAUUCUGUCAUAGUUUAUUUAGCAUAUUUUACUUUAAAUUUUAUCAGUAAUCAUUCCAAAGAUUCAAAAGUGCAAAUGAAUGGCAACGGCCAUUCGUACCAUGUGAUACAAACUUCGAAACAUUCUACGGGUAAACAUAAAACAUUACAGACUCAAAGACAGACAUCUAUUACAAGUGAAAGUGCUUUUAACUCGACAUACAGUCAUUCAGACGGUCUCAGUAUUUCUUCACAUUCCAUGGAUGUUUUAAUAUUUUCUAUUGCCUUAAUUGUGCUGCCAUUUAUUCCAGCGUCUAAUUUAUUUUUUUAUGUGGGUUUCGUAAUUGCCGAGCGAGUUUUAUACAUUCCAAGUAUGGGCUUUUGCCUGUUAGUGGGACAUGGAUGUAAUAUUUUAUACAAGAAAUACAAGAAUGAGAAAAACAGCAAACAGAAACUUGUGGUUUUAGCGACUGUUUUCCUGAUUGUGCUCAACAGUGGAAAGACUAUCAUUCGAAAUAAGGAUUGGGUCUCGGAGGAAAGAUUGUACGCAUCUGGCAUUGCUGUAAAUCCACCUAAAGCGUGGGGAAAUUUGGCAAAUAUUUUCAACGGUCAGGGAAGAUUUACCGAUGCCGAGACGGCAUACAGAAAUGCCUUGAAGUAUCGGCCAAACAUGUCUGACACACACUAUAACUUGGGAAUUUUGCUGCAGAAUCAGAAGAGGUACAAGGAGGCCCUGGAGAGCUAUUACAAGGCCAUUGGUUUCAGACCAAAUUUAUCAUGUAUGUUAUUUUCAUUCAUACAGAAGGGUCAUAUAUUGGUACUAAGAAGUAGACAAAGUCUACCUUCGCAGUUGAAGAGCAGUGAAGUCACAUGA
Mercenaria mercenaria is the source of this 1873-nucleotide messenger RNA. RefSeq names its product protein O-mannosyl-transferase TMTC2-like. Gene Ontology annotation, biological process: protein O-linked glycosylation via mannose. The record is from RefSeq and is a predicted model, not a curated record. Lineage: Eukaryota; Metazoa; Mollusca; Bivalvia; Venerida; Veneridae. Gene Ontology annotation, molecular function: mannosyltransferase activity; protein binding. Gene Ontology annotation, cellular component: endoplasmic reticulum membrane. Bases 50 to 1873 code for a protein of 607 amino acids. The transcript has 6 exons.